AUGACUAGUAAAGAUGGUAAGGGACUGAUAACGCCGUCAAAGGGUUCUGCUGGUUCAAAAGGAUCAGCUACCCCAUCAGCAUCAGACGCUAAUAAAUCAAAUCAACCUAAUAAUGAAACUACAACUUCAACAGAAACUUCAGAAUCCAAUAAAGACUCCACAACACAAUCUCAAACUCAAACACAACAAGCUUCACCGGAUCCAAAAGCUAGUAUAGAGAAAUAUAAUCAGCUUAAAAAUCAAUUAACUCAAGAGAUUCUUAAAAAGCAAGAAUUAACAGCUAAAUUAUCGAAUCUUGAAGAUAUAAUAUAUGAAAAGGAAAAUGAAUACUUUGACGAAAGUAUAUAUGGAUCGAUUGUGAAAGGAUUUGAGAAUUUCACUAAAGCCAGUGGAGGGGGACAAAAUAAUCAAAAUUCAGGUGGAGGAGGAAGUAGUAGUGGAGGUGGUGGAUCUUAUGGAGGUAAUAAUAGUAAUAAACGUCGUAUGCAAUAUUCUGAUGAUGAUCAUAUUUUCAGUUUAAGUUCAGUAAGUUUCAUUAGGAAUUUAAUGAAAAAGCAAGGUAUUUCCCUUAAUGGCAUAAAUGGUAUUCAUUCAUCAACCCCAUCUUCAGCCGGUGGUAGUAAUAAUGGUAAUGGAAGUAAUUCAAAUAGUUCAAAUUCAAACAGUACUAGUAAUUCGAAAGAAGAUUUCGAUGAUUAUGAAGAUUCAAUCGAACCUACCAAUCAUACUUCUAAUUCAAACUCCAAUAGUCAUGGUAAUAGUAAUAGUUCUAAUAAUAACAGUAAUAAUAAUGGAAGUUUUAAUAAUGGUUCAUCCAAGAAUGAUAGAGAAGGUUCAAGUAAUGUAAGUACUCCUAGUAGGAAACGUAAGGCUAGAAUUUUAGAUGAUUAA
Messenger RNA from Scheffersomyces coipomensis, 891 nucleotides. RefSeq names its product Eaf6p (gene EAF6). Lineage: Eukaryota; Fungi; Ascomycota; Pichiomycetes; Serinales; Debaryomycetaceae. Gene Ontology annotation, cellular component: NuA4 histone acetyltransferase complex. The transcript has a single exon. The record is from RefSeq and is a predicted model, not a curated record. Bases 1 to 891 code for a protein of 296 amino acids.